ACAGACCGUGGGUGUGUUUAAUGGGCGGUACCUGCCCAAAUGUGGGCCACACCUACCUUGCACGUUGAUCCUGUACGGUACAGUUAAAAUGUCAAUGAAAUCAGUUUACAACGAAAGAUUUUCUUACAGUAACCCCAACUUAUCUGCUAGCAGAUCAACAAAGUAUAGGGCCAAGAAGAGAAGAAAAAACCAACCUGAGCCUGAGGGCUGUGACUCGUCGUCGGAUGAUGAUUUUGUUGUUAACUGCCACCCCAUGGACGAUCACCCAUUAUCGAUCGAGGCAGAGUUUUUUCAAACGUCACUAGAUGAUACAUCUGAUCACAGAUCUGAUAGUGAGCAUGACAAUCAAUGUGAUGAAGUGACUGAAUGUCUAGAUGAUGAGACUAGCACGGAGGGUGUGACGGUCUGGCCACAAGUGACUAUUGAGCAAUCGGAACAAUCUACUGAAGAACUAGUGCUGACUCCACUCUAUGAUGGUUCAAACCUGACUGCUCAGGCCAGUGGCGUUUUAUUGAUGAAACUGAAAAUGAGGCAUAAAUUAACUGAUGAAACAAUGACAGAUGUGCUUCGUCUUAUUAAGCUUCACUGCCCAGUGCCUAAUAAUUGCAUCUCUUCACUCUAUCAUUUCAAAAAGCAGUUUUGUCAUAUGCAGUACCCUAUAGUUGUCUCCCAUUUCUGCAGUAGUUGCCUUAAUGUGCUGACACCCAAUGAUAUUAAUGAUCGAAAGAGCUGCCCUAAUCCUCUCUGCCUUAGUGCACUUUCAACUCAUGAUUCAAUAUCAUCAUUCAUUGAUAUUCCAAUCGAUUUACAGCUGAAGUCUAUUUUGGAACGUGAUGGCAUAAUGACUAUUCUUAGCCAGUUCAAGCGACAAAGAAGUGAUAAAGAAUAUUACAGUGAUAUAUGCGAUGGCUCUGUAUAUCAACAAGCUUUGACUGGUUUUCUUGCCCAUGAUAAGAAUAUUUCUCUGAUAUUUAAUACCGAUGGUAUUCCUGUAUUUCGAUCAUCUGGUUUUUCAUUUUGGCCACUCUAUCUUUUAAUAAAUGAGUUGCCGUAUCGACUUAGAGCAGUUAAAGAGAAUCGUAUACUGGCUGGCUUGUGGUAUGGAUCAAAGAAACCUGAUAUGACCAUUUUCUUGAAGCCUAUGUCUCAAUCUUUAAAGAAACUGUAUGAAGAAGGGGUUGAUGUAAAGAUCAAAGACUCUUGUGACACUUUUCGAGCUUUUUUACUGUGUUCCACUUGUGACUUACCAGCAAAGGCCAUGAUGCUUAAUUUUGUUCAAUUCAAUGGAUUUUAUGGAUGUUCUCGAUGUUUACAGAAAGGUGAGACAUUUCACAUUGGGCACAGGAGCUUUACUCAUAUCUAUCCUUAUGAUGAAGCUGAUCCAUCAGGUCCAUUAAGAACACACAAGGAAACUUGCAGGCAUAUGACAGAUGCAAGCUCAACAGAAAAUACAGUAUUUGGAGUGAAAGGGCCUUCCUGGCUAUGUACUCUUCCUGACUAUGACAUUAUUAAAGGUACAUCGAUAGACUAUAUGCACUGUGUUCUGCUUGGAGUGUGCCGACAGCUUCUUCGCUUAUGGCUCGAGCCUGUUAAUCGCGACAAUUUGUGGUACGUUGGACUGCAAAUUACAAAGAUUGAUGAAAGACUAUGUGUCAUUAAGCCUCCAUCUGAAAUCCAGAGAACCCCACGUAGCAUAGUUUUAACAAGAAAAUUUUGGAAAGCACAUGAACUUCGAGCCUGGCUCCUACACUACUCUUCUGUUGUAUUAUAUGGAAUACUUCAUGAUAUUUAUUAUCAGCAUCACUUACUUUUAGUGGAAGGAAUUUAUCUUCUUCUAAAACAACACGUUAAACCAGAUGAUAUUAAAACGAGUUCAAUGUUGCUGAAGCACUACUGCUUUUUGUUUGAGAAACUAUAUGGCCAACGGCACAUGACAAUUAAUGUUCACAAUUUACUACAUCUUCCUGAGACAGUGGAAUGUUUGGGACCUCUCUGGGCUCAUUCCUGUUUUUGCUUUGAAGCUGCUAAUGGCGAACUGUUAAAUUUGUUUCAUGGAACCCAAGCUGUUGAAAAACAAGUUAUUAGCCACAUUGCUAUAAUACACCAACUACCAGUUUUCGCUCAAUCAAUAAUAUUUCCUGAUAGUGAGUCAGUUGAGACGUAUUGGCAUAGGGACAAUUCAAGAAAGCCUCCAAGGAUUGGUGAGGAAUCAGAUGGUGAAGAAAUUGAACUCAAGGGAAAACCACGGAGUGGUACAUUAUCUCCGUUUGAAGUGUCACUCUUUGAUGGUGUUGUAGCUGGGACAGAUGUCAUGUUUUACCCUACAUUGGUAUUAUCUAAUAGCAUUUCAGUCACUGCCAAGUCAAUGUCACAAUCAAGAAAACGUGACAAUUCUGUCAUAUGUUAUCACAGUGAUUGCUAUGGUAUUGUAGAGAAGAUAUUUCGAUUUCAGAGUAACAGUACUCCUCAUUGUCUCAUAACACCUUUAGUCCCCACUGUAUCAAUAUGUACUGAUGAUGUCACUGAUGCGAAUAUCAGUAGUCAUUUGGUAGCAUGUAAACCUCCAAGUUCUGAUAAUAAAGUCAUUAUAUUUGCUACAUUGGUGCAAGAAAAGUGUGUAUAUAUGGACGUCACAGAACAGUUAAACUUGGUUUUUGUAAGUAGACUACCUAAUACAAUGGAAAUUGAUUAAUAUUGUUUUUAAUAAUUAUUUUUUAAAAUGAACUUACUUGAAA
This is a messenger RNA of Amphimedon queenslandica, 2735 nucleotides long. RefSeq lists its product as uncharacterized. The transcript is spliced from 11 exons. NCBI's taxonomy places the organism in Eukaryota, Metazoa, Porifera, Demospongiae, Haplosclerida, Niphatidae. Bases 89 to 2692 code for a protein of 867 amino acids. The record is from RefSeq and is a predicted model, not a curated record.